This is a messenger RNA of Moneuplotes crassus, 815 nucleotides long. NCBI's taxonomy places the organism in Eukaryota, Ciliophora, Spirotrichea, Euplotida, Euplotidae. The record is from the annotation of a GenBank genome assembly.
CAUGAAACCCCUAUCCCACAAGAAAUCCUCCACUACCCACGAAUCCCGACUAAUCCACCAGGAACAAGUUCUACUAAAACGAGUCUUUUCCAGUAUAUUUACAGCCAGAAUCCCUGUCGGAUUCUACGCAUUUAAUAUUGAACCUGAUAAUCUUUCAAUAGAAUUGACAAAUGGAGAUAAAGUAGCAAAGGAUUUUGCAAAGAUUUCAUUUGCAAAAGAUUUUGAGAUAUACGUUCAAAUCAGAGCCACUGGAAUUAAAAACAAGAGAAUUGACAAAAUUAUUCAUAAUAUGAAGAAUAAAAAUGUCAAGGAUAUUACUAUUCGUUGAGACUCUGAUCAUGGUGGAAAUAUCAAUUAUUCAAUAGUGAGAACUUGUCUGACUCUUUUCCCAACAGAGAACAUAAAUUGAAGCCUUCAUGAAAUGCACAUCACAGACAGAAUGUUCAUAAAAUUGGUAAAAAGAUGUUGAAGAGUAAAUAUAAUUGCAUUUUAUGGCUGAAUAAUUGAAAGAAUAGACUCUACCUGCUUACUUGGAAAGAAAGCAGCACUAAAAGUUCUAUUUCUAUACAACUGCAAUGACACCCAAGGAUCAAAGAUUGAACAAGGAGACACCUUGGAAAGUAUCCUCAGAUUCGUCUCUGAAACCACUCUCAUAACCUGCCUUUCUGAGAUUCGCUUUUUCGAGACCACCUCAAAGUCCAAAAUCCAAGACCUGAAGUCAAAAUACUAUCUCCAAAAGCUAAAAUUCACAAAGUUUUCAUUCGAGUCAUUCAGCUACAAAGAAUUCGUAUAAGUCCUUCAAUAAUUCCUCUAAU